This is a messenger RNA of Colias croceus (clouded yellow), 1939 nucleotides long. Its product is annotated as vanin-like protein 1. NCBI's taxonomy places the organism in Eukaryota, Metazoa, Arthropoda, Insecta, Lepidoptera, Pieridae. The record is from RefSeq and is a predicted model, not a curated record. The transcript is spliced from 11 exons. Gene Ontology annotation, molecular function: hydrolase activity, acting on carbon-nitrogen (but not peptide) bonds, in linear amides. The coding region runs from base 109 to 1728 and encodes 539 amino acids.
GACUUCAAUAAAACAAGACUGUAUUUACGUUAUUUGAUAAACAGCUCUAUGUAAAUGAGGUUUAGAACUAAAUUCGUAUAUUGUGUUUGAUUGUUUUUGUGUGUGAUAAUGAAAUCCCUUAUACUGCUCGGAUUAUUUUGCUUAUUAUUCGGAUCAGAACAGAUUUCGACGCCAUCCGACGAUAGUUAUGUAGCAGCGGUGGUGGAAUAUCGAGUUUUAGCAAACACAGAUACAAAUGUAGACAAUUAUGUCCGUUUAAUAAAAGAGGCUGCAGAGCAGAAUGCUGAUAUCGUGGUGUUCCCAGAAUUGACAUUAAACCUUGGCAGCCGACAGGCAGAAGUGCCGAUAUAUGGCAAGCUAAAGGAAUAUCCAGUACCAGCCCUACAUGCAGACCUCUAUGAUUCGGUUCUUGUAUCUAUAUCAUCAGCUGCCAGAAACAAUAGUAUAUACGUAGUCAUUAAUAUUCAAGAGAAAAUGGACUGUGCAGAUGCGCCUGGUGAAAAUUGUCCUGAGAAAAAACUAUAUCAUUUCAAUACUAAUGUAGUUUUUGAUAGAAAUGGAGCUAUUAUCGAUAGAUACCGCAAGAUUAAUCUCUUCGGCGAAUACUCACGGACACCAGCACUCAAACCAGAACUGGGUAUAUUCACGACAGACUUCGGUGUCACGUUCGGUCACUUCAUCUGCUUCGACCUGCUGUUCCAGGUCCCCGCUGUACAAGUAGUGCAGAAGUACAAUAUAACAGAUGUUAUUUUCCCCACCAUGUGGUUCUCGGAAUUGCCGUAUUUAACAGCCGUUCAGAUACAAGAAGGUUACGCCCAUGCUAUGAACGUCAACUUCCUUGCUGCUGGAGCGAACAAUGUGCGCAUUGGAAGUGCUGGCUCUGGAAUAUAUUCAGGCAAAGCUGGAGCACUCGUUAGUAUCAUGCCCGGAUUGCCCACCACACGACUCCUUGUUGCCAAAGUGCCAAAGGUCCCUGGCGAGGUAAAAGAUGCGUACCCUGGGCCGAUAUACGACAACCCGGCUGACCACGACUACCUCCUUCUAAAAGUGGACCCCUCUCUCGAAUCCCACAAGAGCCAGCUACUGGAAGCUGGCUCCCAAGACUUUGUGCUAGUAGAUGGCGCCACUAUGUGCAGAUUUAAAGUCAAUUUAUCUGAAUCUGCUGCUACGCUCUACAAAUAUAGAGCUGGUGCAUUUGAUGGAGUUCGUACGUAUGAUGGCGUGGCUACCGGUGGAGUCAGAAUAUGUGCCGUGUAUGCGUGUACCGAUGAUACCAGGGAAUCGUGUGGGAAAAGGUUCCCACAAUUCAGUCCAAACACCUUCCCGACGUUUGAAGAGCUGACAAUUCAAGCGACCUUCACUACACCACAAACUGUCCAAGAAUUAGCGGCAGAUGACGUAGUAUAUUUCCCCGUUUCUCUCAAACCAUCGAUACUACCGCUAGAAGCUGAUGAAUUCACAUAUACUUCCACAACUUUACUCAACACUGAUGUGUAUAGCUAUAGCUUAGUGAAUAAGAGCGCAGAAUUGUAUAACUUUGGCAUAUUUGGACGGGUUUUCGAUAGAGAUGGUCAGGACCCGACUCCACCUUUGGUUGAUGAUAAUGAAAACUCUACGAUGAUAACAACAGCUUCUCCUGAGUGCUGUUCCCCGGGUUCAUCUGCAGCGAUAUAUCUUAAUUUGUUCUUGUUAAUGACUGCUAUGGCCGUAGCGUCGUUUUUUAGUUGAUUCAAAAGUAAUUAUUUUUAAUUAUUCAGUCAAAUUUGUACUUAGUUCAAUUCACGAUAUAAUAUGAGAAGUGGAAGAAUACGCAGACUUGGGUUAUUGAUGAUGACAAGAGGUUUGAGUACUACGGAAACUGCGGAUAUUUAUAUUGAAGAAAAAAUGCGUCUAAAAUCCUAUAACUGUAUUUAUAUUAUAUCCUAAAUAUAUUAUUAUA